AUGUCUGGCAAAAACGAGAAUGCAGUCCCAACAAACCUUAUCACUUACAAGGGCCGUCGCAUUCCGGCACGCAUCGACCCAGAUGCUAGCAUCCUUAGAGUCGUCGAGAUCAUGGCAAAGAGCUUCAACGCGGCCGAACAUCACAUCACACUAGCGCUCCGCGACGAGAAUGACGUCUUGGUGACGCAGCAGAAUAUUGGUACAAUGGUCUCGCAGAAGGAGACACUAAAGCUCGUCUCGGCGCCUGUCACCGAGGCACUCGCCGUCGUCGCCUCCUUGCACACCGCCAAGGGGAAGGAUGCGAACGGCGAGGACCCCAACGCCACCACGGCCAUCGUGCUGCCCAACAAGGUCGAAGUGCUGCCGCUCAAACUCGCACUCUUCAAUCUCCAAAAAUAUAUCAAGGAGGACGACUUUGCCGUCGAGUUCAUGCUCAAGGGCGGCGUAGGACUCCUCGUUGAGCUGGUGGAGAAGGUGGACGGCAAGGCAGCCCUCACCGGCAACUCGCUCGCUUACGCCCUGCAGGGCAUCCGUGGUGUGAUGGAUUACGACAACGGCUGGGGCGAGUUCAGCGACGACUUUAUCGAUCGCGUUCUCAUCACCCUCGCGUCGAGUAGCGCUCCCAACGUUGUCCGGCCCGCGACCGUCAUUGUGCGCAAGCUCAUCACCGCCUCGCCCAAGGGCCACAUUGGCAAGGGCAAGCAGCGCGCGCAACAACGCGACGCUGUCAACAACUACGGCUUCGACCGCGUGUUUGGCCGCAUCCUCGCCAUUGGCCACGAGGUGCCGGGCGAGCACGGCAGCGGCCCAGCCGAGCGGAUAUUCCGGCCCAUUGUCAAGCGCUUGGAAGGGACACGCGACCUUGAGCUCUCGGCCCAGAGCCUCGCGCUCAUCAACGCUUCUCUCCGUUCUGCGCACCAGGAGGGCAGUAAGCGCUAUUCGGACCUCAUUAACGUCAUCGAGGUUCUCAACACGAGAAAAUAUGUUGCGCGCCUCAUGUCGACGAGUGCCAACAACAUUGUUGAGCCGCGCAUCCUGGACUUCCAGACACGAUACGCGAACGUCCUGCGGUACCACUCACUCCGACCUGUGCGGCCACAGACGAACCCCACACAUGAGCGGUACCUGCGGGAGAUCUGGACAGCUGGGCGCCUGGACGAGGAGGACACCGGGGACUUGGCUUCGCCACGACCGAGCAUGGCAGACUACCAGGCGUCUAAUAUCCCAAGAACAUGGGACGGGUGGCGGCGCAUGGGUCUGUCGAUUGACUUUGUCGACAGCACAGACGCGCUGGUCGAGACGGAGCUGUUCCGCGCGGUUGGCGAGCUCGGCCUCCAUUGCCUUCACUAUUACGCCACGCAUGAGGAAAACUUCCGCAGCAUCGUGCUCGAGCAGCUGGCGCGCCCAGUAGACCGGCGGUGCCCCAUCGGGCGAGCGAGUGCCGAGUGCGUCAAGAUCCUUAAUGACCACUACAAGGUUACGCAGUCGUCGCAGCGUAGUCCGACGCACUUUACGCCGUUCUUGCUCAACUUCCCGCGCUUGCACACGCUAGUGAUGAAGUUCUUCCUUCGCAUGUGGCACGACUCGGAGUCGCGACACGACGACUUUGACCGCCUGAGCUACCUCGUGGCAAGUCAGGUGCGGCAGACCCUCGCCGACGAGCACACCAAGACGUGGCUCAACCUCGAGCGCGACUUCCUCAGUACAAACUACCGGAAUAUCCGCGAGGGCCAGAUGGAGAUGAUCGAGAAGGAAGAUGGUCUGCUGGAGCGUGGGGCAGUCGUGGCAUUGCGCGGCAAGGUAGCCAAGGAGGCGACCGAGGUCAUGUCGAGCCAGCGCGUGAUCUGCAUGAUGCGCGGCAGCUGGUUCAAUGCGGUAAACGUGUUGACUGCGGGCAUCGACCAGAUGGCGCACUCGAGCCCGAACCGGCCGCUGCGGUUCGCCAUAUUGUCACCAGACAAGCGGACGCUGGCGUGGAGCGCGUUCGCUGCACGGCCCAAGGAGACCCCGACUUUUGGAAGCCUCAAGGAGCACAUAGACCUUGCGAACGUCACGUCGGUCAAGCUACAGACCGGGUGCGCUGUCGGCUCGCGUUCGCCAGACCAGGUAUCCAAGCUCAGUUUCUCGCUCAUGAGUGGCAAGGAGGCGUCGCUACUGGACCUGGACGCGAUCCAUGCCCAGCAGUUUGCCGAGUGGACGGACGGUCUGCGUGUCAUCAAGGCGCACCAUGCCAAGACUGCCGCUGCCGCUGUGGCGGCUGCUGCCGCUGAGAUUGGGCAGCCGGUACCGGAAUCGACAACGCCCCCACCUGAGAUGGGCGGCAUGACGACGCAGGAGUCGUCCAACUACGUGCGCAUCCUCACUGAGCUUGCGCUCAAGAUACGACUCCUGGACAUUACGGGCGACGGCAUCGAGAUCCCGCACAAAGUCGGGGUUGGGUCUGCGCCGCGGAGCACCGACUUUUGGUUUGCGAGCUAG
This is a messenger RNA of Cutaneotrichosporon cavernicola, 2478 nucleotides long. RefSeq lists its product as uncharacterized. Lineage: Eukaryota; Fungi; Basidiomycota; Tremellomycetes; Trichosporonales; Trichosporonaceae. The record is from RefSeq and is a predicted model, not a curated record. Gene Ontology annotation, cellular component: plasma membrane. Gene Ontology annotation, biological process: actin filament organization; cell motility. The transcript is spliced from 6 exons. Bases 1 to 2478 code for a protein of 825 amino acids.